AUGUACUUGGGUCGCUAUUCCAUCGAGAAGAUGAUCGCAUUUGAGGAAUACCAGCGUCUUGCCAGUCCACUUCGAGUGUUCGCCGCCAUCACACUAACCCCACUGCCAGCAUUGGUCAUCGUUCUACUAUCAGCAGCUAUCCCGCUCCAGAGUCCGCUCUUACCCGCCACCGAGAAUCCAGCCUACUUCAUCCAGUCGUGGCUCUCCUUCAGCGUGAUAACCUUUGGCAUGCUGCUCUACAUGCGGUGUGCGCUCGCACUACCGCUAACUGUCUAUUCCCACCAGCAAAGUAUUCUGAUCUCAGUGCUGACAGCGGGUGCGAAUGAGCUGCUCAUGUUUGUGGUAUCGGUGGCGUGGCGCUUCCCGAUUCCGCUGCGAGAUUACCUUGGCGCUCCCUCAUACACGGCAUUUUUCAUCUUUUUCCACAUCCUG
Messenger RNA from Phytophthora sojae, 432 nucleotides. RefSeq lists its product as hypothetical. The annotation marks the transcript as partial. NCBI's taxonomy places the organism in Eukaryota, Oomycota, Peronosporomycetes, Peronosporales, Peronosporaceae. The transcript has a single exon. The record is from RefSeq and is a predicted model, not a curated record.